AUGACGCUACAAACCAGUGACGGACUCGAUGUUGAAUUUCUUGUUGACUUCAAUGCCAAAGUCAAGGAACGUCAAGAGAGUCAACUCGCUCAGUCAACCGCGCAUGAGACGGAGCCAACCACAUCAGCUCCCGCAGAACCUCCUCCGCUGGUCGAGCACUUUGUGCCCGGCGAAGAGCAAAGGGAAUAUGGACCUUCACACAUGAGGUUCUCGUCAGAAGAGGAGAAACGGCAAGAGCAGAUCAAAACCUUGUAUAAAAUGUCCGCUGAGACGGAAAAGAUGCGCGCUAAGAAUAGGACCGCAGCAGAAGAGAAAGCUAGAGCCAAGAGGGAGAAGUUGAAUGUGUUGCGGAGACGGAAAGGACUACCUGAACUCCGUACACCGUCGCCUGAACCUGAGCCAGAACUGCCCGAAGUCAAUUUGGAAGAGAUUCCCAUGCCUAUUGAGAAACCGCUGCAAGAACGUGAGCAGAAACCGGUACGAGAAUGGGAUCGCGGCAAGGGUCGAUACAAUACCUGGAUUCAAAAGCAAAGGGAUGAACGCGAAGAAGAAUUCGCUCCGCCCUCCUUUUAUUAUAAAUAG
Messenger RNA from Cylicostephanus goldi, 582 nucleotides. The record is from the annotation of a GenBank genome assembly. NCBI's taxonomy places the organism in Eukaryota, Metazoa, Nematoda, Chromadorea, Rhabditida, Strongylidae.